ACAGGUACUCAUUACAUCACUGAAGCGACGCCAUGUCCAGCGUCGUUCACGCUACUUCCAUUUACUACACUUCACAAUCUCACAUAUAGCGUCAAAUACACGAUGGCUCCGGUCCGACGAUAUCUGAGGAUAUCCAAGUACUCAGUUCUUGAAUGCCGGAUUUAUUUGGAUAACCCUGCAUUGGCCCAAUCAUGGCUUCUGAAUCCUCGAAAUCCAGUAUUACCCAAGGUCAUCGAAAGCAUCCGUCCUUUGGUGCUUCCGAAGCUUCGUGAAGAGAAGGAAAGGAUUAGAAAGAAGAGCAAGAAGAAGAGCAUCAAAGACGUCAUAGUAUCAGACGAGUUUGAGGUCUCCAUCUUCUUGACAGAGACGAGCACGAGACAUUCUCUCCUUUACAAAACCAAACAUUUCAGGGACAGGCUACCACCGAAACUCGAGUCCAACUCCUCUAAACUCAUCGGUGAGACAGAUAGUGUUCCCGUGGACGUUGAAGAUGAAUAUCGUGCACCUGUCUUGCAAGAAGACGAUGAUGAGGUGAGACUCGCCGAUAUUCCUGUUGCGGAAACAACAACACGACGGAGUAAGCGCCAAAGAGGAAUACAGGAUCCGGAGCAAGAUGGCAAUGAUGAGGCAUUUGAAGAUGAUGAAACAGCCUCGGCCAUCGAAAUCGAUUCUGAUACGGAGGCACCCCCACACAAGAGGCACAGGGCGCGGACGAACGACGGCCUUGACGGAAACGAAGACAAGAAGAAACUAGCUAUGGACGUCUCAUAUGAGGGAUUUGCAAUAUACGGUCAGGUGCUGUGCCUCGUGGUCAAGAAAAGAGCAAACGCUGCAGCUAGCAGUGGUGGGGGUGGAAAAGCCCGGCCAGAAGGCCAGGCGACGAUGGAGAAUUGGAUUUCUUCUACACAAGUGCCUGCUGGGGAGGACAUUCCAUAACCGAGACCCCAAAAGAAUAACCGAGGUAGUCAAAGAGCCUCCUACGCUUAUGCUAAUCUUGCCCAAGUCUUUUUAUUGUUUGGGAUCGAGGUCUUGAAUCUUCUUGCUUCUCUGGCUGGCCUGAAUGGCAUGACAAUUUGAUGAUAGGCCGACGAGGGUUGACCCGAAUACCGGGGUUUGACAGACGGGAACUGCGGAUACGGCCGUCGGGUUCCUGUGGGUGUUCGGGCUGGCUGCGGGCGGCGGGAGGAGACAGGCUACCGGUGACUCUACUGCGCACUCAAUGCCUGAUAU
Molecule: messenger RNA, 1230 nt
Organism: Fusarium odoratissimum NRRL 54006
Lineage: Eukaryota; Fungi; Ascomycota; Sordariomycetes; Hypocreales; Nectriaceae
Exons: 2
Coding region: 103-936 (277 amino acids)
Source: RefSeq, a predicted model, not a curated record